AUGCGCCUCCUCAACGUGCGAACGCUUCAGUUCGCGACGUUCACGACCGAAGACACCCCGCCCUACAUCAUCGUGUCACAUCGAUGGGGUGACAACGAGGCAACGUUUGAAAACUUCAAAAGCCACAAGAUAUGGACGAGCGAAGGCUAUAUGAAAGUGAAAGGAUUCUGCGACUUCAUCCGCAAGGUUCGGCCUGACACCGAAUGGCUGUGGUUAGAUAGCUGUUGCAUCGACAAGAGAGACACAGCCGAGGUGGCCAAAGCUAUCAACUCCAUGUUCCGGUGGUAUCGCAAUGCAGUUGAAUGCUUUGCCUACUUGAGAGAUGUCGAAUCUCUCUCUACAGAGGUCGACUCAGAGUUUGCUAGAAGCGUGUGGUUCAAACAGUGUAGUCUUUCUGAACCGAAGUUGUCUGUCAUCGGCCACAAGAGUGGGACGUUGUCCCUCGAUCCUGCCGAAGCGGAUACAUACCGAAAAUCACCGUUGAAUCAGGCAGUCUCAAGCAUCACACACGUACCUCUGGAUGUUUUACACGACAUUUCAGCGAUCAAAAGACAUCCCGUUCGCGAAGUGAUGUCUUGGGCUAGGUAUCGAAAGACCAAGGAGCCUGAAGACGAGACCUACAGCAUGCUCGGUCUCUUCGGGGUUUUCAUGCCCUUGAUCUUAGGGGAAAGCCGCGAGAGUGCUCGCGCCCGACUGGCGGAAGCGAUCAGCAGAAAAUAUGCCAAUGAUGUCACGCGUGAACUGAUCAAUAUCUCCCCGCCGGAAGAGCUGGUUCUAAGUGAUGCAACCACCAGCGAUCAACCACCUCAAGACAGCCGGCACCGUAGCCGGGACCAUUCCACCAUGUCUGACCAACAAGUCCCCGGCUCCUCCAGCGGACAACCGGACCGGCACAAUGCCAGAAAUGCCAGUUCUACGGAGGGCAGUGAUUAUAUCGAAAAGAUGGAUACAGCCCUUGAGCGAUGGUACCGAGACGCAAAAUCUGGCGAACUGUUCCAAUAUCGCGCCAUGGACGGGGAACUGUAUCAGGUGUACCAGUCUGGAAGAACAGCUUCACGAGGCUCGGCAACUCGAGAGGCUUUGGAGAAGCUCAUGAGUCACGAGACAAGGAUCGUUGCGUCAGAAAAUACUGGCAAUGGUAAGGGCCGACAAGCUGAUAGUGGCGAAGAUGAUGAAGAGGAGGCCAGUGAUGAGGAUGUCUCCAAAGAGAAUCGCAGGUAUAACCCGCCAAACCGAAAUCCUGCUGGAGGAAGACAGACCGCCGCAGACGUGAAUCACGCAGCAGAUCUAUCUUCUGCGCGGGGUGCACACCAAGGCCGAUCGCGCCAGCCUUCAACACGGCAUGAUCAACGUGCGCUGUCAUCAAGGGGACAGCAGCCUCGUCCUGCCAUUACAGCGCCGAGAGAGCAAGCCAGGAGCCAGCAGAGGACGGGGAACUACAGGGUCAACCAGGACAAUGAGGAAGGCGAGGAAGAAAGUGAGGAGGACUAA
Saxophila tyrrhenica is the source of this 1491-nucleotide messenger RNA. RefSeq lists its product as uncharacterized. NCBI's taxonomy places the organism in Eukaryota, Fungi, Ascomycota, Dothideomycetes, Mycosphaerellales, Extremaceae. The transcript is spliced from 2 exons. The coding region runs from base 1 to 1491 and encodes 496 amino acids. The record is from RefSeq and is a predicted model, not a curated record.